CAGGGGCCGGAUAUAAAUUGCUUCAAGCUGCUUUAAUCCGCAGCAGAAGAAGAAGACCCAGACCCACAUCAGACUCAGACCUACAUCAGACCCAGACUCGCAUCAGAUCCAGACCCACAUCCGACAGUAUCAGCGCAGACUGAACCGACAGGUCCAAGGCCCAGACGUCAUCAUGCCGUUUGGAAACACCCACAACCAGCUGAAGAUGAACUAUUCUGCGGAGCAGGAGUUCCCCGACCUCAGUCAGCACAACAACCACAUGGCGAAGGUGCUCACACCUGAAAUCUACGCCAACCUGAGGGACAAGGAGACGCCCAGCGGGUUCACCCUGGACGAUGUCAUCCAGACUGGUGUCGACAACCCAGGUCACCCAUUCAUCAUGACGGUCGGCUGCGUCGCUGGAGACGAGGAGACGUAUGAGGUGUUCAAAGACCUGUUGGACCCGGUGAUUGAAGACCGCCAUGGAGGAUACAAGCCAUCAGACAAACACAAGACGGACCUGGACUUUGAAAACCUGCAGGGUGGAGAUGAUCUUGAUCCAAACUAUGUCCUGAGCUCUCGGGUCCGGACUGGACGGAGUAUUCGUAACUUCUGUCUGCCGCCACACUGCAGCCGCGGAGAGCGACGCGCCAUCGAAGACCUGUCCAUCGAAAGUCUGGACGCCCUGGACGAGGACCUGAAGGGGAAGUACUACGCCCUGAAGAACAUGACCGAGGAGGAGCAGCAGCAGCUGAUCGACGACCACUUCCUGUUCGAUAAGCCCGUCUCCCCGCUGCUGCUGGCGUCCGGUAUGGCCCGUGACUGGCCCGACGGCCGCGGCAUCUGGCACAACGACAACAAGACCUUCCUGGUCUGGGUGAACGAGGAGGAUCACCUGCGAGUCAUCAGCAUGCAGCAGGGAGGGAACAUGAGGGAGGUGUUCACACGCUUCUGUACCGGACUCACCAAGAUCGAGGCUUUGUUUAAGGAGCGAGGUCACGAGUUCAUGUGGAACGAACACCUGGGCUAUGUCCUCACCUGUCCGUCGAACCUGGGGACGGGACUCAGGGCCGGGGUCCACGUCAAACUGCCCAACCUCAGUAAGGACGACAGGUUCGGAGACAUCCUGAAGAGACUGAGGCUCCAGAAGAGAGGGACAGGUGGCGUGGACACGGCGGCGGUGGGCGGAGUCUUUGACAUCUCCAACGCCGACCGUCUGGGCUUCUCGGAGGUGGAGCUGGUCCAGAUGGUGGUGGACGGAGUCAACCUGCUGGUGGACAUGGAGAAACGUCUGGAGGCCGGAGACGCCAUCGACGACAUCAUCCCCGAGCAGAAGUGACAUGUCACUGUGACCUCCUCACCCCCACCCCCCUCCUCACUGUAACCAAUCAGCGAGCGUCCUGCAGGACGUGUAGCUGCUCACGUAGACCUCCGUCUUCCAACAUGUAAAGGAUUUUCUAUUUGUCUCCACCUGUUGGACUCUAACACCUGAAUAUAUAAUAAAGUGUGUGUCCCUGAACUCAA
Molecule: messenger RNA, 1503 nt
Organism: Scophthalmus maximus (turbot)
Lineage: Eukaryota; Metazoa; Chordata; Actinopteri; Pleuronectiformes; Scophthalmidae
Product: creatine kinase B-type
Exons: 8
Coding region: 173-1318 (381 amino acids)
Biological process (GO): phosphocreatine biosynthetic process
Molecular function (GO): creatine kinase activity
Source: RefSeq, a predicted model, not a curated record